ACCCUACCACGAAGAGACGACAGCACCGCCUAAAAAUGGAGUCUUCGUCGGCGACGUGCGGAACAUGGAGGCCAUGCUUGCUCCAUCAUCCGGCGCACCACCACUACCACCACCCUCCUUUAUUCCUAUGCCCUCCGCCUCUCCACCGCCACCAUUGCUUCCACAUCCACUUUUCACCUCACUGUCCACUUCACGGCUAUCUUCUUCAACCAAACCCCUACCUCCAAGCGUGCCCUGAUUCUGUCCCCUUGCCUGACCAGCCCAAUUCACAGGUUCCUGAUGAUCCUGGACAAACUUACCCUUCCGACGCCCUAAUGAUGCAAGAGGGGACUGAGGAAGUGGCAGAGGAAGAUGAAGAAGAGCCAGUUUUUGUUUUAACUGAUGAAUGGAGGGAGUUCUUUGCAAAAUCUGAAGCCAAAAGGAGGCUAUCGAAGAAGCAAGCUAGAAAGAAGUGGAAAAAUGUGCAGGCGUAAGAACUUCAUAUUCCAAGUGACGAGGAGGAGAGGGGGUGGCAGUUGCUCUCGACAUUCAGUGCCAUGAGGAAGAUGAUCCAGAACCUGUUGCUAAAGUUGACGUUGAAGCUACACAAUUAAGGAACUAAAACCAAAGAGUGCCACUGAAGAUACACACUGUACACUGUUCGGAUUGAAGUUUAGAAAGUGAAUGGAAGUAAAUGCGCUUGUAAUCCUUCUUGAAUGAAAAUAUUCAUUACCUUUUGUUUGUCUAGAAACAAUUGAUGCCAAGAAUUUAAAUGAUUAGAUUGAA
Molecule: messenger RNA, 765 nt
Organism: Diospyros lotus (date-plum)
Lineage: Eukaryota; Viridiplantae; Streptophyta; Magnoliopsida; Ericales; Ebenaceae
Exons: 3
Coding region: 36-473 (145 amino acids)
Source: RefSeq, a predicted model, not a curated record